Molecule: messenger RNA, 1452 nt
Organism: Chaetomium fimeti
Lineage: Eukaryota; Fungi; Ascomycota; Sordariomycetes; Sordariales; Chaetomiaceae
Exons: 5
Coding region: 1-1452 (483 amino acids)
Biological process (GO): deadenylation-dependent decapping of nuclear-transcribed mRNA; deadenylation-independent decapping of nuclear-transcribed mRNA; positive regulation of catalytic activity
Cellular component (GO): P-body
Molecular function (GO): mRNA binding; enzyme activator activity
Source: RefSeq, a predicted model, not a curated record
AUGAGUCGGCCGACCCCCCGCAAGUCGCGGCACCGCCACCACCCGAGCAACAGCGGUCCCCGACAAGUAGCCGCCUCCGACUACGAGUCCGACGCUGCGCAGUACAUGGAGAACCGCGAGACGAUGCCGCUAUCCAACCCGCAGCCGGCCCGCGAUAACACCGAGCUCAGUCUGCGCGUCCUGCGCCGGUACCAACCGAGCAUCCGGUCCAUCACGGCCAUCGCCGCCAACGCCGUUGCGUACAACUUCCUCGAGGCUACACAAGGGUGGGAGAAGCACGGGGCAGAGGGGACCAUGUUCAUCUGCGAGCAAGAGCCCGUCGUGGCACACACCGGACAGACACUGCCGCGGGUGUGCGUGUUUGUGUUCAAUCGCCGGAGCAUGGAAAACCUCGUGAUCGACCUCUUGAGGGUGACAGAUUGCGAGGUGGUGGGGGAGCUCAUCGUCUUUCGGCUCGAGGACGGCGCUGUAAUCAGUGGCAACAACCAGGGAACGGAAGCAUCUGGAAAGAAGAUCCUCGGGCUUUGGAUCCAUGCCGACGAGAGCGAUACGCGGGAGAUGCACGCGAACCUGAUCCUGGGUGCCUGGAAGCAGGGCCGGGAAGCAUUCGACGCGUACAUUCAAGCGGCGACAGCGGAGGCGCUGGACAACAACGAUAGCUUGACUUCAGAGCCGCAGGCAGUUACCGCCGCCCGGGGGGACUCGGGCGCUGGAAAACGGCUGAGUAUGACGGAGCUCUUUGGGAAAAACAACGUUCUUCCCCAUCCCCCUUCCAUCGAAAUGGCGACCAACAACAACGAGUCUAGAAACGGCACGCCGCCCAGGGAUGAUAGUGGCGAUGCAAUCGUCAUUGCGAUACGGACUCAAAUAUCCCUUGCCACAUCGUUCCAUCAAUGGCUGGCGCAAAAGACGGACGAUGAUGGAGAUCGCAACGGCAUUCUCGUCAGGGUUCAGUCACGUUUAGACAGCUACAAGCAGUGGCUUCUUGAGGCUAGUCAUGCACCAGUCAACGUCCCGGAGGAUGUUGAGCCAUGGGUUAUGAGUGCUCGUGUGCAGUCUGGGAACGAGGAUGGGUCAGCGAUUAUCGUUACUGGACCGGGUUCGGGCGAACCCAUCGAGAUUGCCGCGAAGGAUGACCGGGAACUUGGAUGUCUGAUGAGCGACAACGACCUAGGGUACAUAAUCAAGAUUUGCGACGCCUUCGCCAAAUCCCAAGACACUUUGCGAUUGCUGCUCCGCACCACGAGUGAGCUGCAAGAAGAAGAAACGCAACUGAGCCAACCACCCGAGACCACUGUCAAGACAUACAUCCGCCGCCUACAGGAGUACAACGAUAUCAAGGACAUCGGCCAGCAGCUCAUCGGCUUCAUUGCCGAGAACAGAGGCGUGCCGGUCCGGACGAUCUAUGAACAGGGGGAGUUUGGUGUCAGUUAUCCACAAUACCGUGCUUGA